UAGGAUAAAAAGCAGAGCCUUGGUGUUGUUUGAACUGGAGCGAGAUUUGGGACACUCCGCUGGAAAGCUUUUCACUGCUGCAGAAACAUGGUUAAAGCAAAGGUCUGGGUCCUGCGGAAGCAUUUCGAUGGCUUUCCAAAGGAGAGUGACUUUGAGAUGAAAGAGGAGACCCUACCUGAGGUCAAGGAUGGAGAGGUUCUACUAGAAGCUGUCUUCCUCAGUCUUGAUCCAUAUAUGAGAGCCAUGAGUCGGUUGCUAAUGAAAGAAGGGGAUGUACAGUUUGGAGGUCAGGUGGCCAAGGUGCUUCAAAGUAAAGACCCAGCAUUUCCUGUGGGCUGUUAUGUAACUGCUCCCUGUGGCUGGAGGACACACACAGUGACCAAUGGAAAAGCCAUAUUUAGCCAAGACAUGGCCCGAGUCCUUCCUGAUUGGCCUAAAGAGAUUCCUCUUUCCCUGGCUGUUGGUGCACUAGGGAUGCCUGGUUUGACUGCUCUGUAUGGUCUGGAGGAGGUGCUGCGGGCGAAGCCGGGUGAGAUUGUGCUGGUGAGCGCGGCCGCAGGUGCAGUGGGCACUAUGGUGGGACAGAUCUGUAAGAUUAAAGGCUGUAAGGUGGUGGGAUCAGCUGGGAGUGAUGAUAAAGUGGCCUAUCUGAAGGAACUGGGCUUCGACCAUGCUUUCAACUACAAGACUAUACCAUCUCUGGAUGAAGCACUGAAGAAGGCCUCACCUGAGGGAUACGACUGCUACUUUGAGAACGUUGGAGGGCCUUUCUUCACUGCAGCACUGAAUCAGAUGAGACCUGAUGGACGGAUUGCUGUGUGUGGUGCAAUUUCACUGUACAAUGCCACCACACCUCAGACAUGUCCUUAUCCCCACAUGACCAUUCUAACUCGCCGUCUAAGAAUCGAGGGCUUUCAGGCCAAUCAGUGGCCCGACAAAGACGAGGCGUCUAUCAGAAGACUGGUCACAUGGAUGAAGGAGGGGAAGUUGAAGGCGAAGGAAAAAAUCACUGAGGGCUUUGAGAACACGCCAGCCGCCUUCAUCCGGAUGCUGAAAGGGACGGACCUUGGAAAAGCUGUUGUUAAAGUGUGAUAUGAUUUUUUUGUGUAUAGGCCAGUCACAUGUAGCACAUCUCCGUGUGCCUGUUUUCUGUUUACACUCUGUAACAAUUUUACUUGCAAGUAAACUUAUGAUGUAUGAAA
This is a messenger RNA of Colossoma macropomum (tambaqui), 1202 nucleotides long. Its product is annotated as prostaglandin reductase 1-like. Gene Ontology annotation, cellular component: cytoplasm. NCBI's taxonomy places the organism in Eukaryota, Metazoa, Chordata, Actinopteri, Characiformes, Serrasalmidae. Bases 88 to 1092 code for a protein of 334 amino acids. Gene Ontology annotation, molecular function: 15-oxoprostaglandin 13-reductase [NAD(P)+] activity; 2-alkenal reductase [NAD(P)H] activity. The record is from RefSeq and is a predicted model, not a curated record. Gene Ontology annotation, biological process: prostaglandin metabolic process. The transcript has 8 exons.